GUAUACAACGCAUCCGACAUCAACUAUUCUGCUGGUCGAUAUAACCCUUCCGCGAAGGUCCCCUUCGAUGCCGGUUUUGAAGGCAUCGGUGAGGUGGUGGCCUCAGGCCUUUCUGCCAGUGCCAGCUACACACUUGGCCAAGCUGUGGCUUACAUGGCACCUGGCUCUUUAGCUGAGCAUACAGUUGUGCCAGCCAACAUUGAGCCCGUGCCCUCUGUGAAGCCUGCGUACCUGGCCCUGCUGGUCGGCAGCGCCACUGCAUACCUCAGCCUGGAGGAGCUUGGCUAGCUGUCUGAAGGGAAGAAAGUUUUGGUGACAGCUGCUGCUGGGGGGACAGGCCGGUUUGCCGUGCAGCGUUCAAGGAGGGCAAAAUGCCACGUAAUCGGAACCUGUUCUUCUGACACAAAGUGUGUUUUCCUGAAGUCUCUCGGCUGUGAUUGCCCCAUCAACCAUACGAAGGAGGGUGUAGGUGCGGUCCUUCGGCGAGAGCACCCUUGAGGUGCGGAUGUGGUCUAUGAGUCUGUGGGGGGGGCCCUGUUUGACUUGGUGGUGGAUGCAUUGGCCACCAAAGGGCACUUGAUCAUCAUUGGGUUUGUCUCUGGCUACCAAGCUCCUACUGGCCUUUCACCUGUGAAAGCAGACACGCUGCCAGCCAGACUGCUGAAAAAAUCGGCCAGUGUCCGGGGCUUCUUCCUCAACCAUCAUUACCUUUCUAAGUAUCAGGCAGCCAUGGACCACUUGCUCGAGAUGUAUGAGCGUGGAGAACUGGUGUGUGAGGUGGACGUUGGAGUGCAGUCUCCAGAGGGCACAUUUACGGGCUUGGAGUCUGUAUUCCGCGCCAUAGAUUAUAUGUACACGGGAAAAAACACUGGAAAAAUGGUCGUUGAAUUACCUCACUCUGUCAACAGUAAGCUGUAA
Messenger RNA from Orycteropus afer afer, 918 nucleotides. RefSeq names its product zinc binding alcohol dehydrogenase domain containing 2 (gene PTGR3). Gene Ontology annotation, molecular function: oxidoreductase activity; zinc ion binding. The record is from RefSeq and is a predicted model, not a curated record. NCBI's taxonomy places the organism in Eukaryota, Metazoa, Chordata, Mammalia, Tubulidentata, Orycteropodidae. Gene Ontology annotation, cellular component: mitochondrion.